AUGGUAGAAGCGGGCGCGAAGAUCAGCAAAGGAGGAACGCAGCAGGCGGCGGGACACGGGCUUGAGGGUUACGCCAGCGAUGGGUCUACCGAUUUACGGUCCGCGGGCGCGGCGGAGCACGAAACACAAGACAGCGCAAAGGCGCAGGAAAAUGAGGCCAGCGCGAACUCGAUGGACGAUGGGCUCGAACUCGGGCGGCGCGGACAGGGGGUGUCGCCGGUGCUCACUCCGCCGACGGAGGAAGAAGGCGAUGCGCCUGCGCAGAAGAACAGGCGGCAGCGGCUAAAAGAGCGGAAGGCCACGGCGGCAGCAGCGGGCGCGUUGCCGGGUAUAGGGCGGGCGCGGUCCGGGUCGGUGAAGGAGGGCGGGAGCCCGAAGGCUGCCGGUGCGGAGUCGCCACGCAGGGGAGCGGGUGCUGCAGCCAAGGACGCCAAGAUUUCGGAGCGGGCUGAAGGGGCGGGCAGUCCGCAGCAGCGGAAACAGGGGACCGGUGCGGCGGCGCCAGGCAGCCCGCCGCGGCGGAGGCUGGAAGCCGCCGAGCCUCCGGCGACUCCACCGCGGCGCAAGCAGGCGGAGGGCGAGCAGAGCAGGCCCGAGGGCGAGCAGGGCAGGCCCGAGAACAAAAAUAAAAAGGCGAAGGACAAGCACGACGACCUUCCCACGCGGGGCCCCGGGACGCGCAGGCCGCAGGUGCGCGCGGUGCCGCCGCCGCUUUCCGAGGAGCUAAAGAACGAGGCGUUCCGCAAGACGCUGGAGCGCGUGGAGACCGUGGCACCGGAGGUGCCCCUGCAGGCGGCAGAGCAGCGCUCUGAGCCUUCCGACUUCGACUUGAUCAUCAACCGCCUGCGGGUGAACGCGCAGGAGUACAUGUCGCAGGAUGAACAGGCGCAGGAGAACCUGCAAGAGGGAGUGCGACAGCUAAAGUCGAGUUACACGGAGUUCUUGCAGACGAUACAGCCGGAGGAGAAGAAGAAGGGGGAUGUGGAGGAGCUCGACGAGGAGGAGGAGGAGAUGCGCAAGAUUGAUUGGCAGUUUUGGACAUCUGUAGUGAACAACUUUGCUACGGUAGCCAAGAACGACUCGGCGAAGCUUGAGGAAAAGGUCAGCGACGGUAUUCCGAAGCAGAUUCGGGGCAUCAUCUGGCAGCUCAUUUCGAACUCAAAGUCAAAGGAGAUCAGGCAGCUCUACCAGGACUUGCUCCAGAUCCCGUCCGAGCACGAGAAGGCGAUCCAACGCGACAUAUCGAGGACGAAGUUUAUCCCGGUCGACAAGACGGAAUCCUUGUUCAACGUGCUCAAGGCGUAUUCUCUCUUCGACCCAGAGGUGGGGUACACCCAAGGGAUGGCCUUUGUCACGGCUCCUUUGCUCAUCAACGUGUGGGAGGAGGCCGAUGCGUUUGGCCUGCUAAUCAAGCUAAUGAAGAAUUACGGCCUCCGCGAAUUCUUCCUUCCUGAUAUGCCGGGUCUUCAGUUGAAACUCUACGAGUUCGACCGUCUCCUCGAAGAAAACUCGCCUCAGUUGUACAACCAUCUAAUCAGGUUGGGAAUACGCUCUUCCAUGUACGCUACCCAAUGGUUCCUGACUCUCUUUGCUUACAAAUUCCCGCUUGGCUUCGUACUCCGCAUUCUCGAUGUUAUAUUCGUGGAAGGUAUUGAGUCGCUUCUAAAGUUCGCAGUUAUCCUUAUGUUGAAGAACGAGUCGGUUUUGGUGCAGUUGAAGUUCGACAAGCUGUUGGACUUUUUGAAAGAUGGGCUUUUUAACUAUUAUCUAAAGGAAAAUGUCAGGAAGCGGCAGGAGGGUAAGGAAGACACCAAUGCCAUACAAAAUGCAGAGGUUAGCGACUCCUCCUCCAAAAGCAGUACAGUGGGCUCCGAGAUCCUUGGUGUUGAAUACAACAUAAACGUCUUCAUACAGGAUGCUAUCCGCGAGGUGAAGAUCACGCCGAUUCAGCUUAGAAGAUACAGUUCCGAGUACGAGGAGAUUCACCAACUGGAAUUCCAGCGCGAAGCUCAGUAUGAAGAAAUGCGUAUAAAGAACCGACAGCUACAGCGCGAGGUGCGCAAACUGGAACAUGACUACACCCUCCUUAAUCGCGAGCACAUAAUGCUUGCGAACGAAUUGAUACAGAAUAGGUUAAAGAUAGAAACGCUCAACGACGAAAAUAAAGAUCUAAAACUUACAGUUGACGUUCUCAAGCGGCAUCUUUCGGACGAGAUGAGGAAACAAACCUUACCCAAUCCAGACGCACAGAUCCCCACCGACUUGAAGGAGGACUUAGAAAAGACUAUGCAAAGAAACCUAGAGGUCAUGAACCAGAACCAGGAGUUGGAGGAUAAGGUUACGGCGUUGGAACGCCAGGUUAAGCAACUAAAGAAGAACAGGGCCAAUACCUCUGUCGAGCACGGGGAGGACUCCUCAUCGGAACCCCGCGUUCGUUCUCACAUAGUGACACCAUCCAUCAGUAGCUGGACGUUUAAGAAGCCAUGGUAA
Molecule: messenger RNA, 2490 nt
Organism: Eremothecium gossypii ATCC 10895
Lineage: Eukaryota; Fungi; Ascomycota; Saccharomycetes; Saccharomycetales; Saccharomycetaceae
Product: AFL161Cp
Exons: 1
Coding region: 1-2490 (829 amino acids)
Source: RefSeq, marked provisional